This is a messenger RNA of Dunckerocampus dactyliophorus (ringed pipefish), 8398 nucleotides long. It is a transcript of the gene hps4, whose product is annotated as HPS4 biogenesis of lysosomal organelles complex 3 subunit 2. Gene Ontology annotation, biological process: vesicle-mediated transport. The record is from RefSeq and is a predicted model, not a curated record. The transcript has 17 exons. Lineage: Eukaryota; Metazoa; Chordata; Actinopteri; Syngnathiformes; Syngnathidae. Bases 2950 to 4674 code for a protein of 574 amino acids.
UAAAGGUGAAGGCUGGGGAAGACGCGGAUGAAGACACGUUUGCUGCGAGUUCUGGUUGGUUUCAUCGCUUCAAGAAACGUGCCAAUUUGCAAGUGUCAGGUUCUGCCCUCAGCAAACUCCGAUUCUCCUCUCCUCCAUCACCUCAGGGUAAAACGGUUUAAAUUCGCACAGUAUUUACUAGUAAAAUAUGUUUUAGCAGUAACAACACGACGGUGACUGUUGAUUUAGAAGUUUUCAAAGGACAACCCCUCAGAAUGACGCAAAUAUCGAUAGGUCGAUUUCAAUGGUAGUAUUGCAGUAUUAGCGUAGGAUCUAUACUACCGUUAUGAGGUUGACAUUUUUCAUUGUUAAAUUGUAACUUAACUUAUAUAUAUAUAUAUAGACAUAGACAUGAUCAAAAUCUUAAGAGCAGUUGAAAAAUUGCUAGAAUUUGCAUUUUGCACAUUUGGAUCUUAAUGAGGUUUUAAGUAGAGCUACAAUAUGCAAGAAGGGGAAAGAAGAAAAGGGGGAGGAGUGACACAAAAAACAUUUGGAAUUUCUAAUUUAAACAAAAAAACCCAAACUGAAAUAAGGUGUUUAUCACCAGAUCAGAAGUUUAAGAUCACAGGCAAUAAAAGCCCAAAUCUGCUCAAAAUGUUCAUUUUCUGUCAGGCAUUUACACUGUCAUGCCCUCCUGAUGGCGAAAGCUGAGAAGCUUUCUUUUUUUUGAACGUGGUCGCAUUAUCGAGCUGCAUAAGCAAGGCCUCUCGCAGCGUGCCAUUGCUGCUGAGGUUGGGUGAAGUAAGACAGUCAUUCUACAUUUUUUUAGAGAUGCUGAGUAUUAUGGAACAAAAAAGUCAAGUGGUAGAUCAAAAAAAUCACACCUGCGCUGAACCGGAGGAUCCGAUUGGCUGUCCAUCAAGACACAGGGUACCGGUAUCAGCAAUAAUGGCCCUUUAUUUACUUUGUAUCAAUCUGAUACCAAAAUUUGCAGUAUUGUAAACAGUGUAGCAUCUGCGCUUGAAUAUUAUAUGCUUGUCAACUUGACUUCUGAUUUUCAAAGCGAGUUAAUAGUAAACAAAAAUAAAAUCAUAAUUAAAUCAAGGGGGAAUUGUGACUCAAAAGACAAAGUAAAUAGAAUGUACAACCAAAGAUUAAUCUGAAUUGGCAACUGUAUGUGUUAUUUACUUUUAAGCACACAUUGUAAAGAGUGUAUUCUUAGAAGUUUUUAAAGUGUUGCCGUACAAACAUGAAAACCCCACUGCGCAUGCCCUGUUUUGAGCAGUUUGACGUAGAAUAGUAAUAUUGUAUAAUUUUACGAUUAGGAGAAGAAAAAGACCAAGGAAAUAACGCGAUGGUGGAAGAGGCGCCGUCUCGAAGUAACCACGUUUGGUCUGUCGAGGAGACGGAAUUCACUUUACAGCAGCUGAAAAAAGUCAACAUUUUAAAUGACAGGAAAGCGCACAAUGGUAAACGAUAAUGGUAAAAGAGUGGCCGUGCAGCUACAGAGACCUGGUUCUAAAUGGGAGUCCAAGGAAAUCCGUAUUCCAUCCAUCCAUUUUCUAUACCGCUUCUCCUGGAAAUCCGUAUUCAAUGGAAAUAAUUAAAACAGGCUUAUUUUCACGCCUUCGUCAACACUGUUUCUUGUCCGUAUUACGACAUAUUAGAUGAGCUGCUCGGAGGACAACAGUCAUCUGAAGACCAAAAACACAGUGUUGGCAACGACGAGGAGGCUUCUAGUUCAGUUGAUGUUCCAAAACCACUGCUGGGGGAGGUCUUACCAGGAGGACCAUAUAUUGAGAUAGUGAAAAGUCCAGACAGUUCAUUUAUGAGUGUGCCCUGCCACCCCGUCCUCUUUCUGCCGGUAACCAAGACUGAACCAGAUAGCUGCAGUGGUGAUGAGACAGACGUUAGUGACGCUCAUUUAGAAAGGGUAAGCAUUGCAACAACUGGGAGGUACAGUGCAUCUGGAAUGUACUCACAACACUGAACUUUAUUCACAUUUUGUUAUGUUAGAGCCUUUAAACAUUUGACCUGUAGUCAUGUACCCCCUACUCCUAUGUUAUUAGGUGUCAGAGCCUUGUACCAAAAUGGAAUCAACACAUCUUUUCCUCAAAAUUCUAGACACGACACCUCAUAAUGACAAUAUUAGAAUUAUUAUUUUUAAUCUUUGCCAAUUUAUUAAAGAUAAAACACUACAAGAUCACAUGGCUCUUCUCCGAUGGAUCACUCAGCUUGAAUGGCUGGACGGUUUUAGUGAAGAGUUCUGGUGGUUCUGAACUUCCAUUUACGGAUGAUGGAGUCCACUGUGCUCAUUGGGACCUUUUAAAGCCGCAGAAAUGUUUUUGUAACAGAUUUGUACCUUUAGACAAUCCUGUCUUUGUGUACAGUCAAUUCCCUUGGCCUCAUUCUUGCUUUGCGCUCUGAUAUGAACUGUCAACUGUGGAACCUUAUAUAGACUAGUGUGUGCAUUUCCAAAUCAACUGAAUUAACAACAGUUGGACUCCAAUUAAGCUGUAAAACGUCUUAGGGUUAAUUAGUUAAAACAGAAUGUACCUGAGCUGUUUUGAGCUUCGUGGCAAUAGUUGUGAAUACUUGUGUAAUACAUGUGAUUUCUUGGGUUUUUUUUGCAACCAUUUAAAAAAAAUGUUUUUGUGUCAUUAUGGGGUGUUGUGUGUAGAAUUUUGAGGAGAAAAAUGAAUUUAUACUGUACAAUAAGGCUGUAACAUAACAAAAUGUGAAGAAAAGAGAAGCACUGUGAAUACUUUUCGGAUGCGCUGUAUCUGGUAUUUAUGGUCUACUAUGACACAUUUGUUUGAUAGAAGGUGCAGAGUUCAGGUUUCCAGGCGGUGGCCCCCUCAUGUGUUUCACCUGCCCCCAGGGGUCCUGAGGUGAGGUGGAGGUGUCAACCGGUAAUGAUCAUAAAGGGUGGCGGAAAACUGAUGACUGCAAAAAGCUUAAGUUUGGACCAUGGCGGAACUUAUUCCGUCUGAAUCAAGAGGCUGUCAUUAUUUUUUCCUAUACGAUGGCUCCAAGGUAAGAGGAGAGGGUGACCCGACUAAAGAGGGGAUCUGUUACUUCUAUCCUGAAGAGACCCCAGUCGAUAAACAGGAACUACUGUGCGGACAGCUCGCUGGCGUGAGUCGUUGCAUUUCGGAGCUUUCUUCUUCUGCCGUGCGCCUGGUGAGGCUGCGUCGCAUUAAGUUCGCCAUCCACAUGCAAGAUGACUUUUUUUGGGCUCUGGGCUGCUCCAUGGACAUUCCCACUGUCAGCGUCUGCCAGCUAUUACAUAAGCUAAUAAACCUCUUUUGUUUCUACAACGGCUCUGUACGCCAGAGCUACCAGCUUCACAGUCAUGAAACCUUGGCAAGUCAGUGGUCACAGUACCUCUCACACGUGCUAGCAGGACCCUCUGAGCUUCACCAUGUCUUCAGCUCCUUGAUCACAAUCGACUCCACAAACGUCGACCCACUUCUUCUGCUCAAGGCUGCGCUUAUUCUUCAGGCCUGCCAGCGCUGCCCCCUAGUGUUAGCAGGGUGUAUUCUUUUCAGAGGAAGAGUCGUGAGCACACAGAUGCCUCCAGAUCUAACAAUGAAGGUCAUGGUUCAUGAGAGUGUAACCUACAAGACGCAGUCACCCAAAGGCCAGAGUCCACCCAGCUCAUUCGGUGAUGCGGUCAGCUCCAGGGCUGUGUUCCUCACCAUCUUUGAACUUCAGUACCUGCAGUCUGCUCCUCUUGAUGAACAUUUACGGUUGUACUCGACUCCAAUCAAAGACCACCCUCCACAUAAAAGCCGUCUCUCACGGACUUUGUCGGAUACAGCCUCUUCUGAGUCUGUGCCUUCAGACCCAACAGUGUCCCAGAAAGCACCCUGGAGUCCUCGCUCGUCCACAUCGGACGACUCCGCGCAGGCCACAGCUGAUCCGCUACUCCCCAGACCUCCUCUUUCAAAUGGAGAAGGCUCUAAUGAAGAUGAGGAAGAAGUUGUAGAGACUUUUCACAGCAGCGGGGGUCAACCAGGCGGCUCAGAGCUCAACACAACCACCCAGCUCACUGGAGUCGACGGAAGUGUGUGCUGUGGGACGGUGUUUGAUACCAGAGGGACAGAGUUCUCCAACGAGGAGUCACAGGGUAAUAUUGUGGAGGGGGUUAGGGGGAACCAGACAGCUGACCACAACCCCCUGAUCCCCAUGACGCUGUAUUUGCACCGUGUCGAAGGCCUGGUGCUGGCACUGCUGGUGGAGCCUCACUUCUUAUGUGACAAAGCUGCUAUGGAGGAAGUGUAUCACAGCUGCUUAGCAUCACUGAAUGGACUGGAGGCUCAUCUCAGAAGCAUCGUUCCUGGGGCUCCGGGCAGCACGGGACCCUACAUCUUUGCCCAUUUCGACUGCGCUCUGAGCACGCUAAGAACCAACCUGUCUGGUCAACCGGGGGGAGGCCCCGAGCGUUCUUUUGUCAAAGCCACAUCACUUCUUCACUCGCAUUUCUGUAACACUGAAACUCUGCAGGAGGCUAUUAUCAGGAACGCCACCACCGCCGUCUACGGGACCCGCAGCGUUGCCCAGGAGACGUACUUCCUGCACCACGGUGCAGCACUGAAGAACUCGGGCAUCCCCAACCACCAGGACAGCGCUUUCUCCUUGCCUGGCAAGACGCGACACAGACUACUCAAACAUGGUGUCAACCUGCUCUGACAGGACAGCACAGCCACAAGUUUGUAUCACAGGUCAGGAUGUCAAACUACUUUGUUUUCAAGCAGCUCACAGCAGUGUGUUCCAUCUUUAACAGCUUGUUUACAUUUACUAUAUACGUAUACACCUUACAAUAUGUAUAUGUAUAUACCGGGGGUAUAUACCAAACUUUUACCACAGAGGGCCACUUUGGUAUUUUCUAAACCAACACAUAUAGAUAUGCUAAGAAUAUAUAUGCUAUAUAUAUUUUCAGAAAAAACUGCAUCUCAGCUUUGUGUUGAAAUGCAGUCUAUACAUACAUCCCUCCUUUAUCUGGGCUAAUUGGUUCCGAACUCAACCGCAAUAACUGAAUUUCCGUGAAGUAGGAUUCAAUAUUAAUAAACAGAAUGUUUUUAUAGUUGGACCAUAGAAAACCUGUUUGACUUUGUAAAUACGGUUUUUACCCCGAUAGUCACCUUUACACUCCUAUUAUUCUUUGUUCACACUACAUUGUUGAACUGUAAUGUGCAGGCUUCUGGAUCACUUCAUAGAUACGAGACAGCUGCCACUUUAAACAUAGCAUGCUACCAAACUAACUAGUAAGUCUUUAAUUUAUUUAAAUUUAAUUUAUUUAAUUUGGGGAAACAUAUUGGGGAAGAAGGACAAAGUAAGAAGCUAAAAACUUACCACUUCCACACAGAAUGGGAGGAAAGCUUCUUUCCACGCUAUCAUGUCGGACAUGCCAUGGCUGCCUUCAUGCAGUGUGAAGGUAAUGUAAUUUAAUGUCAUGUGUCAUCAAUUACUGAUGGUGAAAAUGCGUAUUAUCAGUAUGAACUUUGGUCUUUGAUCUUUUUGUGUUCCCAGUUUUCUGUUGUUUUUUUAAUUUUCCAAAUAUUUCAACUUUCUUCUUAAAUAAUCUUAAAUAAUCUCUAAAUUUUCUUAAUAAUAAUAUUAUGACUUUAUUUCUAUAAUGUUUUUACUUAUUUCCCCAAAUAUUAUACCAUUUUCACCAUCCAUCCAUCUUCUAUGCCGCUCAUCUUCACUAGGGUCGCGGGUAUGCUGGAGCCUAUCCCAGCUGACUUUGCGCGAGAGGCGGGGUACACCCCGGACUGGUCGCCAGUCCAAAAAAAAAAAAACAUACAUGAGGAGAACAUGCAAACUCCACACACAGAUGCCCAACAGAGAUUUGAACCCAGAUCUUCCCAAUCUCCUGACUGUGUGGCCAACAUGCUAACCACUAGGCCACCGUGCGGUCCCAUCCUGACUUCCCCAAAAUGUAUUUUAGUUUGUUUGUUUCUUAUAUUAUGACUUUAUACUAAUUAUACUAAUUAUUUUUUGUGAUUCAUUACCGACAUGAAUAAUCAACGUAUGCCAAAUCAAACUCUUACACUAGUGCUAACCCCCCCCCACACACACAUGCAUAAAGCCUGCUGUGCUUAAAUCCAAUGCUUAAUUUCCUAGUAUUGAUUAAAUCGAUUGAUUACCUUUUUAAACGAUUUUACAUCGCUAUAUCUCGUCCUGAGAUAUUGCUAGACAGAUUGAUGUCGUGAGAUCAUAGGAAUAGAAAUCGAUGUAUCGAUGAAUGGUUACACCCUUAAUUACUAGUAUCAACAUUUCGACUUUUUUGCUCCAUUCCUUUCCAUUUUUGUUGUUUGUAGUUUUCUUGUUUUCUUGUAUUUUUUAGAAUGUGCUGCAUAGGGCCCCCAGGCCGCACUUUGGACACCCUUGCAAUCCAGUCACCCCUGUCAACACCCGCCGUAACACAUCCUGUAGACAGUAAUGUCAGGCCUUCAAAAUAAUAGCGCACCACCACUCUCCACUGAAAAAAGUUUCUUGCAUUGGGCAAAAUUGUGGUGGAAAGACCAGAAUUUCCUUCAUUUUCUGGAAAAAAAAAAAUUCCAGUACAAAUGUUGGCCGGUAUGCCUGCAACGGGUCAUAAUUUGAAGAGUUGGUGUGCUUAUUUUUACCAACGCCACACAUUUUUUCUUUGCACUCAUCUCAUCAAUGCAUCGAUGACUCAUCUGCUAGGAAAGUAAUUGUAUUUGUACAGCGAUCAUUUCAAAUGGGUUCCACAGCUUUAAAGAAAUAAAAGCAUUUUAUUUGGUGAAGUGUUUUAUUGAACAAGUCAGUGGUUUUCCAUACAGAUGACACAACGUAUAUUGAUUAUUGGUUGUUUUGUUCAUAAUAAGUAGAUAUUUACAUUUGAUCAUGCCUUAUGGAGUGUUUGUUUCAAGCCACAGGUGCAACAAGGCUUUUAUUUUUUAUUAAUACUUUGAUUACAAAUCUUUCAACAGCUUUGACACAUUGUCAUAUACUGUAUACACAUACAGUGGUGUGACAAAGCGGUUGCCCCUUUACUGAAUUCUUAUUUUACACUGUUAGGCAACAUGUAAGUGGGAUAAACAUACAAAAAAAAUAAGUAAUCAACACCGCUGUAUAUGUAAGAGCUUCGUGUGUGUGUGUGUGUGUGUGUCCCUUGCAAACAGGCCUUGUGGUUGUUGAUGCUCCAAAUAUGGAGUAAUUAGGAGUCAUUAGUUGAGUUGUGAAUGUGAAUGGUUGGUUGGGCGCUCUUUGGGGCGCCUCAUUAUGCAAGCACGUUAAAAGAACGCAACGGGGGUCCAACAAAAAGAGGGGCAGGAUUCCAAUUCUUUGUGCAAACUUUGUUCCCAUUGUGAGUGAGGAUAUAAAGCAGGCGGAGACAACCUGCCCGUUCGGGUACAGAAACACCACCAUGGCCUCUUCACGCUCCUCCUGGACUGCUGUAUUGUGUCUCAUCUCGGUGGUUUCAAGCUCCAUUGGAGUACUGGGCCGCGCACUGGACGCGCAUGGAUCCGUGGAAGCGUCUUUACGCACGGACGUGCUGAGGCACAGGGAACGCUGCGCCGAGCUGACGGCCUCAUGGCUGCAACACUCACAAGUCAACCCUCUGGAUAAGUCGACCGUGUUGCGCCUCAGCGUACGGCCGCUGUCUGCUGGGGUUUCUCGGGGCUCGGUGUUCCCAGAGAAGCCUCUUUUCAACUUCGUGCGGCGGGUCUACCGCUGCUGUCAAGACGGGCUGGAGUGCAGGAGCGUCAAAGGCCUACAGGGCAGAUUACGAGGAGGAGGUUCAGAUGUAGAGUUUCUCCUCAGCAGGGAGAUAUUAUCUUUGAGCAUAAGGAGAGCCGAGCUUCACCUGCAGCUUUCCAACACACAGCAUGUGGACAUCAACCCUGUGCUUCCAUUCAUGGCAAAGAGCAACCUUCCCACCAGGUAUAUCUCAAGGUCACACGGGGACACGGUGGAGCUGAGAGUGGAUCUGCUGUUCUUCUUCCAGAGCAUCCAAGAGGCAGCGGGUGGACCCGGAGGGGGCCGCAGCUUGGUGAACAUUCGGAAGGUGCUGCUGUCUUGGCUGCAUGAGAAGCUCAGUUCAUUUGAGCUGCAGGACAAUGGUGGAGAUGUGUGGGGGGAGUUGGGCUUGGCCUUAGGCUGCAGCCAGGCUGGAGUCGCUGUGUCUUGUGAAAGCAGCGGGGUUCAUCUCCUACACGCGCCUUUCCUGGCCCUGUACUACCUGUGACGUCUCCACUGAUGGGACACUAAAGACUAUCAUCACACGGAACUCUUCUCAGAGCCGAGAAAGAAAUGAUGCACUUCCAAAUCACAUAUAUUAACUUAUGAAUGUUAUGACUUGUAGAAAUUAUAUAAAUAUAUAUACAUAUGGAUCUUUUCUCUCAUAUUCUGUGCGUUCUGCUUUGGAAAUGAAAGCGCAAGG